GGGGCUCGCCGAGCCGCCGACUCCUCGUCACAGGCUCAGCUGCCGCGGCCGAGGUGGCGGCGACGAGCGGCCGCCGCGUCCUGCCGGCGCGCGCCCCGGGCCCCCCUACCUGGCCGCUCGCCGAGCCAUGUCGUUGAGCCCAAAGCACACGACGCCCUUCUCCGUGUCCGACAUCCUGAGCCCCAUCGAGGAGACCUACAAGAAGUUUGGCGGCGCCAUGGACGGCGCGCCACCCGGCCUGGGGGCGCCCCUGGGGGCCGCGGCCGCCGCCGCCUACCGCGCGCCGCCCCCUGGGCCCUCCUCGCAGGCGGCGACCGUAGCGGGCAUGCAGCCUUCUCACGCCAUAGCGGGUCACAACGCGGCGGCCGCGGCGGCGGCGGCAGCAGCGGCAGCGGCGGCGGCCGCCACCUACCACAUGCCGCCCGGCGUCUCGCAGUUCCCGCACGGCGCCAUGGGCGGCUACUGCAACGGCGGCCUGGGCAACAUGGGCGAGCUGCCCGCCUACACGGACGGCAUGAGGGGCGGCGCGGCCACCGGCUGGUACGGCGCCAACCCGGACCCACGCUACUCGUCAAUCUCCAGGUUCAUGGGGCCGUCGGCGGGCGUGAAUGUGGCCGGGAUGGGGUCGCUGACGGGCAUCGCGGACGCCGCCAAGUCGCUGGCUCCGUUGCACGCGGCGGCGGCGGCAGCCGCUCCGCGAAGGAAGCGCCGCGUGCUCUUCUCGCAGGCGCAGGUCUACGAGCUGGAGCGGCGCUUCAAGCAGCAGAAGUACCUGUCGGCGCCCGAGCGCGAGCACCUGGCCAGCAUGAUCCACCUGACGCCCACGCAGGUCAAGAUCUGGUUCCAGAACCACCGGUACAAGAUGAAACGGCAGGCCAAGGACAAGGCGGCGCAGCAGCUGCAGCAGGAGGGCGGCCUGGGCCCGCCGCCGCCUCCGCCGCCGUCCCCGCGCCGCGUGGCGGUGCCUGUGCUGGUCAAGGACGGCAAACCGUGCCAGAACGGCGCCAGCACGCCCACCCCCGGCCAGGCCGGUCCGCAGCCGCCGGCCCCGACGCCCGCACCUGAGCUGGAGGAGCUGUCGCCCAGCCCACCCGCGCUGCACGGCCCGGGGGGCGGCCUGGCGGCCCUGGACGCGGCCGCCGGGGAGUACAGCGGCGGCGUCCUGGGCGCCAACCUGCUCUAUGGCAGGACGUGGUGACAGCGAGGGCGCCCCGGGGCUAGGUCCUGGUGCAGCCGAAGGGUCUGCAAGAAACUGCUAGAACGGAUGGGGGAGGCAUGCGAAAACCGACGCGCGCGUGUAAACUGCGAUUCAAAACGAACCGGUCUCAGAGAGGAGCAGGCUGUGAACUUCUUGCUGGGGGCGGGGGACAGCGACAGCCCGGAAACCGAGUAGUGUAACAUUAUGCCACGAGGCUUUGAGGUGGUGAUUUUCUCCUCCUAGAAGUUCUUAAAUGACGCGAAAAGUGGAGAAGUUCACACGGCAUUCUUAACUACAGCUCUCAAAGUUGGAAACUUUGUUGGCGUUUGUAACUAUAAAAAUCAACCCAGCUUUAACAA
Pongo pygmaeus (Bornean orangutan) is the source of this 1557-nucleotide messenger RNA. It is a transcript of the gene NKX2-4, whose product is annotated as NK2 homeobox 4. The record is from RefSeq and is a predicted model, not a curated record. Gene Ontology annotation, molecular function: DNA-binding transcription factor activity, RNA polymerase II-specific; RNA polymerase II cis-regulatory region sequence-specific DNA binding. The coding region runs from base 128 to 1198 and encodes 356 amino acids. Gene Ontology annotation, biological process: cell differentiation; regulation of transcription by RNA polymerase II. Lineage: Eukaryota; Metazoa; Chordata; Mammalia; Primates; Hominidae. The transcript is spliced from 2 exons. Gene Ontology annotation, cellular component: nucleus.